This is a messenger RNA of Closterium sp. Naga37s-1, 501 nucleotides long. The record is from the annotation of a GenBank genome assembly. Lineage: Eukaryota; Viridiplantae; Streptophyta; Zygnematophyceae; Desmidiales; Closteriaceae.
UGCAGGGUUACUCUGGCACGUGCGACGGACGGCGUGUCAAUGACGUUGGCGGGGCUCACCAAGGUGGAGGGCAUGCAUUCCAUGUGCGACGCCGUGCUCAAGACCAAGGGCGCCAUUGGCUACGCGUUCACCGGCGGCUGCAGCGUCGUUCCGAACAAGCGCGUGGUCGCUGCUCUCAAGAACGCCAAUGGCCUGGCAGUCGCGCCCCCGUCAAGGAACCCUGCGCUUGCCAUCCCCACCACCCCUCCCGCCGCGCCCGACGCGUCGUGGGCGAGUGUGGACUUUAUCUGGAAAGCCGGAGCCAAGACGCCUCCCAUGGUGUCCAUGGAGUUUGCUUUCAUCAAGAAGUCGCUCUCUGGCGCAAUCGGGAGAAUUUCCAAGGCGUUCAUGCAGUUCAUGGUCGGCAAGGUGUCCAAGGGUGCGUAUGGGUUCAAGGCGGUGCCUCCUGCUUGGCUGAACCCGUCCGUGACCAUGGUUAACAAGAUUGUUGUUGGCGCGUAG